Molecule: messenger RNA, 1904 nt
Organism: Alnus glutinosa
Lineage: Eukaryota; Viridiplantae; Streptophyta; Magnoliopsida; Fagales; Betulaceae
Exons: 16
Coding region: 157-1752 (531 amino acids)
Biological process (GO): fatty acid biosynthetic process; malonyl-CoA catabolic process; acetyl-CoA biosynthetic process
Cellular component (GO): mitochondrial matrix; peroxisomal matrix
Molecular function (GO): malonyl-CoA decarboxylase activity
Source: RefSeq, a predicted model, not a curated record
ACAGGGUUCAAAACGCAGGAGGCGUUCAAAACGGGGGGAGAACGAAACGAAUACGAAAGAAUAGGUAAAGUUGAUGUCUGAACUCUGAACUGUCAAAUUGAGACACCUCAACUAGAAAUUCGUGUUAUUUGUGAGCGAAAUUAUCAAACAAGAAGCAUGAACAAGAAAGGCUUAUCCAUUUUGAUGCGAAUCAGAAUGAGGCCCAACCGCCCUGCCAAGCUCUCUCUCUCCCCUCUCACUAACGAGCUAAACCAAACGCAAACGAAUUCUCAAGGAAACCAAUCCGCUUCGAGCAAUACCGAAAGGGAAUUUGAGCUUGUACGGGAGUCGAUGCACUCGGCGAUAUCGAUGAACAAAGCGGAGGUUCUCGAUGCGGUGCUUAAUGAUUUUUCGGCGGGUUAUUUUAACCUUGAUCAUGAAAACCGCCGGAGAUUGCUUCUAGCACUCGCGAAAGAGUACGAUCUUAAUAGGACACAAGUCCGUGAAUUGAUAAAGCAGUAUCUUGGACUUGAGCCACCUAGUGGCGAGAAUGCUCAAUCGAUUGGACUAGAGGAGGAAGGCUUGCUCUCGGCUUUCUAUCGUACUGAGCGUAAUUUGAGACACGCUCUCAAGCCGGUGUAUGAGGUUCUCUUUGAGCGACUCAACACGCAUCCUGGAGGGUUGAGGUUCUUGUCCAGUCUUCGAGCCGAUAUUCUAUCCAUUCUAGCAGAGGAAAAUAUUGCAUCUUUGCGGGCAUUGGAUUCCUAUUUAAAGGAGAAACUUAGUACGUGGCUUAGUCCUGCUGCCUUAGAGCUUCACCAAAUUACAUGGGAUGAUCCUGCUUCUUUGCUGGAGAAAAUUGUGGCUUAUGAGGCUGUGCACCCAAUCAGUAAUCUUUUAGAUCUUAAGAGAAGGCUGGGUGUUGGUCGUCGUUGUUUCGGAUAUCUACAUCCGGCAAUACCUGGUGAACCCCUUAUUUUCAUUGAAGUUGCACUUCUGAAGAACGUGGCUCAAACAAUACAGGAAGUUUUGUGGGAUGAUCCUCCUAUAUCUGAAUGUGAGGCAACAUGUGCAUUAUUUUACUCUAUAUCAUCAACUCAGGCUGGCUUAUCAGGGAUCAACCUAGGAAAGUUUCUGAUUAAACGUGUGAUAACAUUGGUGAAAAGAGACAUGCCGCAUAUAUCUACAUUUGCAACUCUCAGCCCCAUCCCAGGGUUCAUGCAAUGGCUCCUAUCUAAGUUGGCAUCUCAAUCAAAGCUUGCUGAAGCAGAAGACAUGUCACUGUCAUCAGCAGAUGGAUCAGGUUCCACUUUCUGGGAGAACAUACUUGAACCGGAGGAGGAAAAAGUGAUUAUGGAUUCAUCUGAGGGUGUUGCUGCUGGGAAAAAUGGCAUGGAAGUGAUGUUGAAUUUGCUGAGUUCAACAAACUAUGAGUGGACCAAUUCGGCUGAAUUGCUUUCAGUAUUAAAACCCCCUCUAAUGCGACUGUGUGCCAGGUACCUUCUGCAAGAGAAAAAAAGAGGAAAAGCUUUAGAUUCUGUUGCAAAUUUUCACUUGCAAAAUGGAGCGAUGAUGGAAAGAAUAAAUUGGAUGGCAGAUCGAUCAGAAAAAGGUCUUCGUCAAAGUGGAGGUGUCAUGGUUAAUUAUGUAUAUAGGCUGGAGAAUAUAGAAGAAUAUGCUCAAUUAUAUUUCAGCAAAGGGCAUAUCCAUGCUUCAGCUGAUCUCCGUCGGUAUGUUGAGCCAUUGGAGGAACAUGGAGAAAAAACAGAUUAAGUAGGAGGUUUCCCUGAAGAGAUUUUAAGUAUAUGAUUUUGUCUCAAUAUAUAGUUUAGAAAUGUCUGAAUGAAGGAGAAUUUAAACAGAUUUAUCUGUAAAUUUCGGACACAUCUAUAUAGAGGAUAAACCAGCCAAUGGCUUUACCGUUA